AUGUUUAGGCUCAACCCCUGUGUCCUGCCCAUUAGAAGUGGUACCAUGGCCCCCAAACUCAUCACCCUCCUGUGUCUGGGUGCUCAGGACGAAUUCUCCCUGUCAGCCUGGCCGAGCCCUCUGGUUCCCCUAGGAGGACGUGUGACUCUCUCCUGUCAUUCCCGUCUUCAGUUUGUCAUGUUCACAAUAUUCCAAACAACUGGGAGCCGAGUCCGUGAGUUGUACACUGGCCUUUCCAACCACGUCACCAUCAACCCUGUGACCUCAGGACACGCGGGGACCUACAAAUGUGCUGGAAUUUACAAGCACACCUCAAAACAGUCGGCUGGGAGCAAAUCCCUGAAGAUCAUCGUCACAGGCUUGUUCACAAAACCCUCCAUCUCAGCGCACCCAAGCUCCCUGGUGCAUGCAGGAGCCAGGGUGAGCCUGCGCUGUCGCUCACCACUGGCCUUUGAUGAAUUUGUCUUAUACAAAGAGGAACACACGCAGCACUCUCAGCAGCUUGACGAGGGGAUGGAGGCUGGGAGCCACUACGUCCAGGCUGUCUUUUCCAUGGGUCCUAUAACGCCUGCCCGUGCAGGAACCUACAGAUGCUAUGGUUCUUUCAAUCACUCCCCCUAUGAGUGGUCGGCUCCCAGUGACCCCCUGGACAUUGUGAUCACAGGAAAAUACAAAAAGCCUUCUCUCUCCACCCAGGUGGACCCCAUGAUGAGGUUGGGAGAGAAGCUGAACUUCUUCUGCAGCUCUGAAAUCUCAUUUGACUGGUACCACUUGUUCAGAGACGGGGUUGCUCAUGGACAGUGGCUCAGUGGAGGGCAGAGGCACAGUGGAGCAUUUCAGGCCCACUUUUCUGUGGACCCCACAACGCCAGUUCCCGGCGGGACCUAUAGAUGCUAUGGUUCUUUCAAUGACUCUCCCUAUGAGUGGUCGGCUCCCAGUGACCCACUGCACCUUUGCGUCACAGAAAACACUAAGAGUACUCCUCUGUCAUUCAUGGAAUCCACCCCUGAAUCUGACGCACAUCUUCCUCAAGGACAGUCCAGCAACAACCUGAAUAUCCUCAUUGGACUCUCAGUAGCCAUCAUCUCCAUUGGCGUGUGCCUCUCUGCUUUUAUCAGUUUCAGGUGUUACAUAAAAUAUUACACCACCAUGGCAAACACAGAGCCCACGGAAGGCUACCGGAUGGAUGAAGAGGGCCCUGCAGCAGAAGAGACACAGGAGGUGAUGUAUGCCCAGUUAAACCACCAGGCCCUCUCACAGACGGGAUUCGCUCCUGCCUCGCAGUGUCCCAAGUACCUCUCGGAGGAUCCCAGUAUCUACGUCACCGUCCACCACGCCCAGGCUGAGGCCAGAGCUGCCCCCAGUCUUUGCCACAGAGGUCAUUAAUACACAAGGACCUGGAUCUAUUCCCAGGAAGAUUGUUCUCCAAGGACAUUCUUCCUCCCUCUGGUACCAUCUUGACACCUCCAAGCUGGCAACAGCAGUGUCUGAAUGCUUGUGGGAUUAUCUUAAAAUUCCAGCACAGCUGAGCAGACAACUAGCCAUUCUAUGAUCCUAUUUUGAUCUUCCAGCCAUUUAAGGUGGUUUGACUACACCCACACACUCAUCCUGGAUAUCUCAUUAAUAUCAUCUGACUUCUUCUGAAAUUCUACAGACCUGCUUCUGGAAAGCCGAUGUAUACGCUCAACCAGUUUAAUGUCUAAAUUCCUCAAUAAGGUUUUUUUUUUUUUUUUAAAUUUUUAAAAAGGUUCUGAGGUCCCUGUGCAGGAGGUGCAGGUUUGUUUCACAGGUAAACGUGUGCCAUGGUGGUUUGCUGCAUCUAUCAAUCCCUCACCUAGCUACUAAGCCCAGCAGGCAUUAGCUCUUUUCCCUAAUGCUCUCCGUACCCCCUGCCCUCCUCUG
Molecule: messenger RNA, 1902 nt
Organism: Chlorocebus sabaeus (green monkey)
Lineage: Eukaryota; Metazoa; Chordata; Mammalia; Primates; Cercopithecidae
Source: RefSeq, a predicted model, not a curated record